AUGGCCCCCGCGGCCUCUUUGAGAACCGAUCGCGUGCCGCGGAUGGUGGCGGUGGCGGUGGCGCAGCAGAAAAACACCCUACAGACCACACGGGCAUGUCCACAACUCUCCUUCUCAACCCUGCCGUGUUUUCUCCCUCCCUUUUUUUUUUUUUUUUUGUUUGGCAUGUCCGGUUGCCUCCACACCCUUUUUCUUUAUUCUCCUUUCCGCCCACCCUCUUCCCGUGCAGUUUUAGUGAUGCCGAGCGGCGACAAAAAAAUCGACACCAGAAAUGGUGACGGCCACGACGAAAACAGAAGCGAAUACUGCGAUGACGAUUACGUGCCACCUGCGCAGCGUGGGGUGUUGUUUUUCUCGACCAUCCCGCGCGACAUGCGACCACAGGAGGUGCGCAUGCACUUUAAUGAGUUUGGUAAGAUUCUGCGACAGAAAUUUACGCCUUUUCCAAAGAAGGAGCGACGCCCUGGCGGCCCGUUGCUUCCGCUGCAGUUUAUGAAUGGAUACUUGGAGUUUGCACACGUCGAGGACGCGCGACGGGCGGCGGCGGCGAUGAACGGGACGCCUGUCGCAUGCAAGCGACGCCGCAAGUGCCACGGCCAGCUGUGGACAGUGAAGUUCCUUGACGACUUCACGUGGGACACGUUGCUUGAGCAGAAGGAGGAGACACGGCGCACACGGCGGCAGCGUGAGGCGGAGGCACGCAGCGCGGAGCGCGCCAUCAACGAAGCGUACCGCGCUGCCGUCCUGGGGGCGAUGCGGCGCAAACACACACGCGGCGAAGGAGGAGCCUCACCGAAAGAACCGAAUGAAUGCCGCAGUCUUAAGAAGAGAGGGCGGCGUGAGCAAAAUGUCACUGGGAGGAUGUUACGUGAUGUUUCUGUUUCUUCUGAUUCCGUUGGUGCUGCUGCUGUGACUCCUCUUGAGGUGGUGAAGAAGAAGCGGAGGAGAGAAUGA
This is a messenger RNA of Trypanosoma cruzi, 954 nucleotides long. RefSeq lists its product as uncharacterized. Gene Ontology annotation, biological process: small-subunit processome assembly; endonucleolytic cleavage to generate mature 5'-end of SSU-rRNA from (SSU-rRNA, 5.8S rRNA, LSU-rRNA); endonucleolytic cleavage in 5'-ETS of tricistronic rRNA transcript (SSU-rRNA, 5.8S rRNA, LSU-rRNA). The transcript has a single exon. The coding region runs from base 1 to 954 and encodes 317 amino acids. Gene Ontology annotation, molecular function: RNA binding. The record is from RefSeq and is a predicted model, not a curated record. NCBI's taxonomy places the organism in Eukaryota, Euglenozoa, Kinetoplastea, Trypanosomatida, Trypanosomatidae. Gene Ontology annotation, cellular component: nucleolus.